This is a messenger RNA of Kluyveromyces lactis, 1620 nucleotides long. RefSeq lists its product as uncharacterized. Bases 1 to 1620 code for a protein of 539 amino acids. Gene Ontology annotation, cellular component: cytosol. The record is from RefSeq and is a predicted model, not a curated record. Gene Ontology annotation, molecular function: hydroxymethylpyrimidine kinase activity; phosphomethylpyrimidine kinase activity. The transcript has a single exon. NCBI's taxonomy places the organism in Eukaryota, Fungi, Ascomycota, Saccharomycetes, Saccharomycetales, Saccharomycetaceae. Gene Ontology annotation, biological process: thiamine biosynthetic process.
AUGAAGGUGAUAAUAUACUUGUUACCUAAACCAUUGCAUGUUGUAUCUUUGAUUAGCAUCAGCAAGUACAAACAUACAGUAUCCAGCGCGUACUUUAUGAAAGAAUUCGAGUAUCAGAUUAGUUCACCUUUGUAUCUGGGCACUCAUUGGAGUGAGAGGAAAUUGCCAGGUGUGUUGACCGUGGCUGGAAGCGAUAGCAGUGGUGGUGCCGGCGUUGAAGCCGAUGUAAAGACAAUUAGUGCUCAAGGAUGCUAUGCUAUGACGUGUAUUACUGCAUUGACAUGUCAGACGCCCGGAAAAGUGUAUUCUUUUAUCAAUACCGAUGAGCAGCAUAUCAAAGAAAUUCUUGGUCAUAAUUUGAGAAGCAUGAGAUGCGAUGCGAUUAAGAUCGGGAUGCUCAACUUAGGAGCUUUGAAAGCAGUAGUUUCCCAGUUGGAUCAGAUCAAAGUGCCUAUUGUUUUGGACCCCGUUAUGGUCGCCACUUCUGGAUCCCCGUUGAGUUCAGGUGACGUAUGGGAAUCCUCUGAGAUCAAACUUUUGAUGGAUAAAGUGGCUUUAAUUACACCUAAUAUACCUGAAGCUAAGGCACUUAUCCGGGAUGAAAGUUACGAUCUGAAAACUGUGUCUGAUAUGGUGGCUUUGAGUAAACGUGUCGCUGCUGACUGUCGUUGUAACGUUUUGUUGAAAGGAGGUCAUUGUCCCAUCGAGGGAAAAGUGAUUGAUGUGUUGUUUGUCGAUGGACAAGUGUACAUCUAUAACAGUGAUAGGCUAAAUUCGGUUAAUUUGCAUGGGACCGGAUGCACAUUAUCCAGUUGCAUCGCGUCCAAAUUGGCUUAUAACGUUUCUUUACCCGAGGCUGUUUAUCAGAGUAUUCAAUACGUUCAUAGUGCGAUCAUAUGCGGUGAAAAUAUCAAAGUUACCAAUUGCACCGAGAAUGGGCCCUUGAACCACAUUUACUCUACAGCAAAAGGUAUACCACACGUAAGCAACGUGGCAAUGGAUUAUGAAAGCAUGCUUGCCUUACCUUCUGUGAAACAAUCAUGGGAGAACUAUAUCAAUCAUGAAUUUGUGGAAAUGGUCAGCAACGGUACCAUGAAUAUGGAACGCUUCCAUAAGUAUUUGAAACAGGAUUAUAACUAUUUACAAGUGUUUGCUAGAAUCCACGCUAAGUUAGCUGCCGACACCGAAGAUUUGGAACAUUUCGAGAGGGAAACAAUGGUAUUACAGAACAUUAUCCACGAGAUGGCUAAACAAGAGAGCAUUCUUGGAGAAAACAUCAAGACUCACGUGAAAAGCAUAGAAAUGCUCAAUUACACCAAUUAUCUAAAAGAAGUAGCACAAUACGGUACCUGGGAACAGUUGUACACUGCCUCAAUGCCUUGUUGUCUGGGAUACGUUUUCGCAGUCAGAAAGAUCGCCGAUAAGAUUACAGUCACUGAAGAAUCGCAUCCCGAUCUGUACCAAUGGUUACAAGAAUAUCUGCGCCCUGAUUUCUACGAGGCUGCACUAGAUGGUAUCAAGACCCUUGAUAUAAUCCUAAAGCAAUCUCACGACGCACCAACUUUGGUCAAGAUUUUCCAAGUAGUAUGCGACCUUGAAUGUAAGUUCUGGGAUCAAUAG